Molecule: messenger RNA, 1793 nt
Organism: Entelurus aequoreus (snake pipefish)
Lineage: Eukaryota; Metazoa; Chordata; Actinopteri; Syngnathiformes; Syngnathidae
Product: WAS/WASL-interacting protein family member 3-like
Exons: 11
Coding region: 1-1641 (546 amino acids)
Molecular function (GO): actin binding
Source: RefSeq, a predicted model, not a curated record
AUGUCGCUGAAGGACGGGACAAAGCACUUCCUGUCCAGGGAACGAGGCGAGAGGUCGACUAAAGACUUUGUGCUGCACGUUCGCACCUUAACCGUGUUUGUCAUGGCAGCACUGCCGGAGGACCCCGACAUGGCCGCCCCCCCGCCACCACCCCCUCCUCCCAGUGCUCCACCUGUACAGGUGAGCACACCAUGUGCAGCAAAGAAGGGAUUCAUUUGGCAAUCUCGCGUAAACUACGACGACUGGGUCCAUAUGAAUCCCCCUCAAGCUGGACUGCACCAUCCUCUCAGACACGGACGCCCACCCAAUCAAUUCCAAGCCCUGAGGAUACGAAGACCUGAAGGAAUGGAAAUAUUCCCAGGAAAUGAGUCAAUAAGUGUGUUCUGCAAUGAGGGAAGUGAGGACGGCUCCUCUGUGUUCUUCUCGCCACAUGCUACAGCGGCGGCUCCCAAGUGCCACAAUGGCGGCAGGAACGCUCUGCUGGCUGACAUCCAGAAGGGAGCCCGGCUGAGAAAAGUCACGCAGGUCAAUGACCGAAGUUCUCCGGCCGUGGAAAAGCCCAAGACCGCGAGUGCAGGUGUCUCCAACAACGUCGGGGCCUCUCAGGGUCCAUGUGCAGGUGGGGCCCCCCCCGCACCGUCCCUAGGUGGGCUCUUUGCCGGCGGCUUUCCCACACUCAGGCCCAUAAAGCAACGUGACGUGGUGGCCAAGACUUCAGUGUACCGCUCCAGCUCAUCGGCCUCCCUCAAGCCGCUGUGGACCACGCCCACUUUCGCGGACCGUCCACCCACCGCCUCCUCUUCCGCCCCGCCCUCGCCCACUCACGGCGCCAAGCACCUGGCACCGCUACCCGCUGCGCCGCCCCCCGCACCCUCUGCUCCUCCGCCACCACCGCCGCCGCCCUUCCCGGACCGCCCGACGAGCAAGCCUCCGCCUCUUCCCUCCUGCCCUCCUCCUCCGCCCCCGUCUCACCCCACCAAGCCCACCUGGCUGCCCAUCCAGCAGCACCAACACUCUGCCCACCUGCAGCCGUCGACUCCGCCCCCGCCUCCACCGUACCACCCUCCGUCUCUACCGGGGGACCGCUCCUCUUGGUGCUUCUACCCUCCACCACCCCUGAUAGUGUGCACUCAAACGGCCCGGUUCCCCAUCCUGCGCGACUACAACCCGCUCGGACCUCCGCCCCCGCCGCCACCUCUACCUGCUUCUUACACCCCCAGCUGCCUGGCCACUCAGCCGCCGCCCCCGCCCAAGAUCCCCGCUGUCCCGUCCACGGCACUGCGCUUCCCGCCGGCGUCGUACCCCUGCAACGCCCCGACCCGACGGCCGCCCGCCGUGCCGAGAAGCGCAGCUGCCAGUCGCCUGGCUCCUCCCCCGGUCCCUCCAGCACGCUCCUCGUCCACUGAGCUGUCCGCCCGCAUUCCUCCCCCUCCCCUUCCCCCUCCGCCGCCACCCCUACCCCCGUCAAGUGUCAGGAACGGACACCUGCACAGUCUGGAUGACUUUGAGUCCAAGUUCCAGUUCCACCCCGUAGAAGAUCUACCUCCUCCCGAUGAAUUCAAGCCUUUUCCUCGCAUCUACCCCAGCAAAGAAACCCCAGUUAACUCCGCCCACCACGGGAUCAGGCCACACCUCAGAUGAGCCUCACCACCCACGCAAGUUCACAUUGCAAAGACAAUAGCAAGAUUCAGAGAGGAAUGUUUUGAAUUUGUGAGAGAGGAGGACUCACCCUACUCAGCCACUACAUAUAUACAUAUAUAUAUAUAUAUAUAUAUAUAUAUAUAUAUAUAUAU